Psammomys obesus (fat sand rat) is the source of this 2038-nucleotide messenger RNA. It is a transcript of the gene Tlcd3a, whose product is annotated as TLC domain containing 3A. The transcript has 5 exons. Gene Ontology annotation, cellular component: membrane; endoplasmic reticulum. Bases 82 to 855 code for a protein of 257 amino acids. The record is from RefSeq and is a predicted model, not a curated record. NCBI's taxonomy places the organism in Eukaryota, Metazoa, Chordata, Mammalia, Rodentia, Muridae. Gene Ontology annotation, biological process: lipid homeostasis.
AAUAGACAGCGCGGGCCGCGCCAGGCAGCCGCCAGCCCCGAGCACGCCGCGCAGCGAGCGGCCGCACUCGCACCCGCACCCAUGCUGCUGACGCUGGCCAGCGGCGCGCUCUUCUUCCCGGGGCUCUUCGCGCUCAGCACCUGGGCGCUGCGCCGCUCGCGGCCCGGAUGGACGGAAGACGACCGCCUGACGGUCGGCACCAGGCUGGUGUCCUCGGUGCAGGCAGUGCUGGCCACCGGGGCGGGGCUCACCAUCAUCAUCUCCUGCCGCAACGUGGUCUCAGACAGGCACUGGCUUGCCAGAGAAUAUGUCUGGUUUUUGAUUCCAUACAUGAUCUAUGACUGCUAUGCCAUGUACCUCUGCGAAUGGUGCCGAACUAGAGCCCAGAAACUCAGACGUGCCACCAUUUUCCGCAACUUCCUGAUUGAAAACCGCCUCAUGGUCACACACCAUGCGGUCAUUCUGUUUGUCCUUGUCCCUAUUUCCCAGAAGCUCCGGGGAGAACUUGGAGACUUCUUUGUUGGCUGCAUCUUCACAGCAGAACUGAGCACUCCCUUUGUGUCACUGGGCAGAGUUCUGAUCCAGCUAAAGCAGCAGCAUACCCUUCUUUACAAGGUCAACGGAGUCCUCACGCUGACCACCUUCCUGUUCUGCCGGAUCCUCCUUUUCCCCUUCAUGUACUGGUCCUAUGGCCAACACAAAGGACUAAGCCUGCUCCGAGUGCCAUUUAAUAUCCCUUUACACUGCAACAUGGCCAACGCCAUCCUCAUCUCCCCCCAGCUCUACUGGUUCUCACUGCUGUGCAAGAAGGCAGCCCGGCUCUUUGACACUGCCAAAGUCAGAAAGGAUGGUUAACUACUCUCAGGUCAGACACACGAGCUGCCUCCUCUACUCAGUAUUCCAAGGACCAAAUCGUGCCUGGGGUAGUCUCUGCCUUCUGGAUAUUGAUAAGCCUCUGGAUUUGAGAUUUUCUUUUUAAAAAUCCCCGUUACCUUCCCCUCCUAACCUGCUCCUAUUGCAAAAGCCCUUCUCCCACCUGGUGACAACUUGGAUCCCGUCAAAUAGUUUUAACACAAGCCCGAGGAGCCUUCCUCGGGCCUAUGACAAGAGUUCUGGGAGGUGAGCACUGCUCUCCCCGUCUCCACCCACUCAGGGCAACACCCGUAGUACUGGGCCAGAAGCCAAUGACAACUUGGUUCUUGACAGGGCCAUUGUCCAACACUAGAAACGACACUGUGGUGUCCUAGACAGCCUAGUCCUCUCAUCUGUACAUCAACAAUGAAUUCCCGCCGACAAUGGGCAAGACGCAGGGCUGAGAGCCUGAAGCACUUGAGGUCAGGAGGCCGGCAGAGGCCACUCCCUACCUUUGCCGGCUGACUUGGUAUAGAGCAGUAUCAAACUUGUGAGCUUGUUGCAAGCAGUCACCAACACUAUUCUCUUUUCAGCAUGGCCUCUCAUACCCGGUUUUCUCUGUGUCCGCACAUUGGAAGCUGGCCUAAAACUCCAGGAACAAAGUGAAGUGAUGGCUUCUGCAGAGGUUUACUGGGUCAUCUCGCCGCCACUCUCAUACAGAGUGGAUACAGAUGUCUGCACUCCAACCCGAGGUCUCACGUAGGCCAGUGCCUCCAGCGCUUCCUGGUUAACAGACCCAUUUCCGUGUUGAAUGUGCAUUUGGUCACGGAAGGCUAGGGAGCAGGCGCAGUCAGGCUGGCUGGAGCAAGCCUUGUGGACCAAUGCCGUUAGCUGUGUGCAGUUGGAUGCGGUGUGGCACUGACCGUCCCUCACCACAGGCUGGGUCUGAGGACCUGCUGCCACUUCAGGUAGCAGCGGAAACACUACAAGUGCCUUAUAAUCCACCGUGCGUGUACUUCUAAAGGACUGGAUGGUUAUGGCUCAGACUUUGAGUUUCAGUCUUUAAUAGGUGCCAUUUAAAAAACAAAAAUGGUUUUGUGUUUUUUCUUUUGUUUACUGUCAGUGUAUCCACAAGUGAUUAAAUUGCACUAAACUCUCUACAUGUUAAGUGCACUGGUGCCGACUU